AUGAAAAAGAGGAGGACCUUCCGCAAGUUUUCCUACCGCGGUGUGGACCUUGACCAGCUUGUCGAGCUCCCCAACGAGAAGUUCGUCGAGCUCGUCAGCGCCCGUGCCCGCAGGCGCUUUAACCGCGGCUUGAAGCGUGGUCCUAUGACUUUGAUCAAGAAGCUGCGCAAGGCCAAGAUGGAGGCUCCUCCGAACGAGAAGCCUACGAUCGUCCGCACGCACCUGCGCAACAUGAUUGUUGUUCCCGAGAUGAUUGGCUCUGUCAUUGGUGUGUACAACGGCAAGGUUUUCACCACCGUUGAGAUCAAGCCUGAGAUGACUGGCCACUACCUCGGCGAGUUUGCCAUUACCUACAUUCCCACCCGUCACGGUAAGGGCAGUCUCGGCAAGGAUGCCGCGCCGCACCCCAACUGCGUGUGGCUCACAUUCUUGAAGCAGUGGCAUGAAGAUGCGCUUGCCAAAGGAAACAAGGCUGCGCUGGUUUACUUGAAGGCGUACCGCUCACUUUUUGCUGCGCCGCAAACUUUUGUGCAUCCAUGCGAGACGAUUUGCCUUGCUGGAAUCGGCGAUUCCAUUGCAAAGCGGCUCGAGAAAGCGUAUGAGCAAUGGUGCACAGAGCAUGACCAUACUAUACCAGAUCGACUGGGUCUUUACAAGAAGGUUCUGGCCGAGCAAUGCGAUGAGGCGCCUGUAAGCAAGGCGGAGCUUAUCUCGCUGGCCCAGCCGCACUGCGAUAGUGAUUAUUCCAUCUCCGGCGGUGGCAGCCGUUCCACUGUACCUGCAGCACUCACACACCGCGGAAGUAGUGGUCCCCCGAGCCAAACGUGGAAUCCGCGCCGCUCGUUUGUGAGUGCGUGGAAUGGGAUGAAGACAUUGAUUGACAAGGCUUAUGUAUUCCGCGUUGGCAAUCCGCCCGUGUUUUACCUGAGCGAGCAGGGCUUGUGUGUCGCGAAGGCGAUUACUGAGCUGGAGGGCAUUGUCGACCAAGAUGCACUUCCCCUCCCAGCGCCCGAAGCGUUUGGUCUACGUGCGUCGCCCGAGCCGACAGAAACGCGCGGCGCUGCUCUGACAGAGUCGCCUCGCGCCUCGCAGGCGGCGCUGUUUCUACCUCAGAAACGACAACGUCGCUCUCCGCCACGCCACACACCGGCGUCCGACUCUGACGACGGUGAUGCGUACGUGGUGGACUUGAUCCAGUCUUCCCAGGAGAAUGUGUACUGCGCAGAGUAUAGCCACCGCGCUGGGCACAGUAGCGAUCCGAUCGUUCUUUCGCCAUACCACCAGGGCGAGCCUGUGCGCAUUAGCAUUUCCCUGAUUGACUCCUCGCCCAUGAUUUCGCGGCAGCAUUGCAGCACUGCAGAGCUGCCCUCUUCGCCUGUGGUGCAUACGGCGCGAGCGUCCAACAGUGGCGCUGAGACACUAUCGUUGCCAAUGUGCCAUACUCUGCCUGCAAAUUCGUAUACCAUCCACAUGGUUAUGGACCAUCGCGAGGUUCGCCAGCGUUUUUCGCACGGCACUGAAGCGUCCCGUCGUGUCACGUUCAAGGAUGCCAUGGCCCAGCGUGGGAUUACGUGCGAUCUUCGCGCGCUCGAGCUGGGCGACAUUAUUUGGGUCGCGAAGCCGCGCGCGGAUAAUCCGUCGCAUAUUGCGCAGUUAUGGUCAUCCGUACAAGAAGUUGUGCUGGAUGCUGUGGUAGAGCGGAAGCGCUUGGAUGACCUCGCCUCUAGCAUCUUUGACGGUCGUUGGCACGACCAAAAGCUGCGACUCCGUUUUUCUGGGAUCGACAAGGUGUACUAUUUGAUCGAGGAUAUCGAUGUGGCUAAUUUGGUCCAGCGGCACGGUGCAUCGAUCCAAACGGCGCUGAGCAGCACGCAAAUCAUCGAUGGUUUCCAUGUGCACCGCACGGCAAAUGGCGAAGGCACCGCCGACUUUUUGGCCAAUUUGCACCGCGCGCUGGAGACGCUGUACAGCAGUACGCCGCUGCAUGUCCUGCGCGAUAGUGCGAUUGAUCGUGAUCAUUAUAGCGAGAUGCGUGCGUCGCUGCGCACGCAGUUUGUGCACGAGCGAUUUCACACCUCUUUCCACACCUUCCAGGCGCUCAAUGGCAAGACGAGCAGCAGCGGAACGCUGCAGGAUACGUGGACGAGGAUGCUACUGUGUAUUCAGGGCCUCUCGUCUGAGAAAGCUGAGGAGAUUGUGCGGCGCUGGCCGACGAUGCACGCCUUGCUCCGCGACUACGCUGCACAAGAGGCGGCGACUGCGCCAGGAGAGCGUUCGCUUGUGUGCGAGCGUAUGAUAGCAAAAGCUGUCGAUCCAAAUACCCCACUUACGCGGCGCAGGAUUGGAUCGGUGCUCAGUGCGCGUAUAUACCAAAUCUUGCGGUCCAACACGUUUGUAGAAUAG
This is a messenger RNA of Malassezia vespertilionis, 2403 nucleotides long. It is a transcript of the gene MUS81, whose product is annotated as Crossover junction endonuclease mus81. Gene Ontology annotation, molecular function: 3'-flap endonuclease activity; structural constituent of ribosome; crossover junction DNA endonuclease activity. Bases 1 to 2403 code for a protein of 800 amino acids. NCBI's taxonomy places the organism in Eukaryota, Fungi, Basidiomycota, Malasseziomycetes, Malasseziales, Malasseziaceae. Gene Ontology annotation, cellular component: small ribosomal subunit; ribosome; nucleus. The record is from RefSeq and is a predicted model, not a curated record. Gene Ontology annotation, biological process: double-strand break repair via break-induced replication; translation; mitotic intra-S DNA damage checkpoint signaling. The transcript has 4 exons.